Messenger RNA from Paramuricea clavata, 3611 nucleotides. Lineage: Eukaryota; Metazoa; Cnidaria; Anthozoa; Malacalcyonacea; Plexauridae. The record is from the annotation of a GenBank genome assembly.
GUUAUAAAGAUGGCGGCCAAUUUUUACUUCGUUCCAAGAUCUGUGAAUCAUAAACCGUCUAAAACUAAAAAAACAUCCAAAGGAAAGCUACGAAAUGUUCAGAGUGCAUCAACUGAUGUUCGAGGAUCUACUUCAUCUAUCUUAGAGGGUAGUUGCAAUAAAAGUUUCGCUGAAAGCGUUGAAGAAACGUCGGUAGAUAGCUCUUUAAAUGUUAUAUCUAGUCCGGAAAAUGCAGGUGAAUCUGAUGAGGAUAGAUCAGAUAUUGUUUAUUUCUGUAAGAAUCAGCGAUGGCCCGAGGAAGGCGAACCUGUUUGUGUUGUAUGUGGUCGUUAUGGAGAGUUUAUAUGCGAUCAAACUGAAGCAGAUGUCUGCAGCAAAGAAUGCAAGGCCAAAAAUCUCCAGCUAAGGCAAGCUGGUGAAAAACAAGUACAGGAAGAAUCGAAAACACUUGGUUCUGCAGAUGAGAGGUCAGCAGGGCCAAGCUACUGUAAAACAAUUACAGAAAAUGACAGAAAACCAACUCUUGAAAUCCUUGAAUGCAAAUCAUUUGCACCACAAGAAAAUGAGACAUUUGAAUAUACUGUCCACCGUCAGAUUGCGUCGUUAACUGAGAAACAAGUUCACGAGCUACGCAGUCGCAUGGAGAUUAGCGUCAGGGGCCUUAAUGUCGAGAGACCGAUAUUGGAAUUUUCUCAUUGCGGCUUUUGUGAACAGCUUUCAGAGAAUCUGAAAACGUGUGGGUAUGUGACGCCGACGCCAGUUCAAAUGCAGGUGAUUCCAGUCUCACUGACCGGGCGUGAUCUGUUAGCGUGUGCUCAGACUGGGUCGGGAAAGACUGCCGCCUUUCUGGUACCCAUGAUAACCAGAAUUCAUUACAAGAUCGGUAUGUAGCUUGUGACGUAUAUUACUGUAUUUACUCGAUUAAACGCUGCCUUCGAAUAAACGCCACGGCACAAAUAAUUUAAUAAACGCCACAGCAUUUAAUCGAAUAAAUACAGUAAACAGUUAUUGUCAAGUUGAAGGUGAGUGUUAUCAGUCAAUCUGAAGACGAAACCAAUAACACUUACCUCAAUGGGUAAUCAGAUUAUCUGCCCAUGUGUUCUGUUAAUCCUUUGAGUAGCAAUGUACCCAAAUGCAUAGAAAAUGUUACUCAUCAAGGGGUAUUGUGAAUAGGAGCAAAAUCUGAAAACACUCACAUCAAGGCCGGAUAAUUUUUGAGGGGAGGUGUGCACCUCCCCUGAGAUCGUUUUGUACCUCCCCUUGGGAAAGUUUCAAUGAUAGGUCAAAGCGAAAAUUUGACACUUUUUGGUUGCUUAGGACUUGGGGUCUGCAACGUUUUUUUCUGUAAAAUUAAAACAGUGAUAGUAUCUUUGUGUCAACUACCCUUUUAAUGCAAUGUUUUGAAAGAAACUUUGUAGUAAUUGUAAUGAAGGGCAAAAUUCGAUGAGUUGUACAGUCAUAAUUCAUUAAUACACUGAUACAUAUAUACACACUGCAUGCAUAUGUGAGGUCGUUGACGUUGGCCCAUUCUAACUUUCCAUGGUGGUUGCGAGGCCUAAAAAAAAUACCUGUGGUUCCGGUUUCAUGUCGCGAAAAAAUUAGGGUCGGUAGGUCAGAAAUAAAAUUUUUUUUUUAAUAUUUUUUCAUGGUUUUUUCAAUAAUUAAUGUGACCAGAGACGCCAUUUUGCCAGCAGCCCGCAACCACUUGGAGAAAAUAGGGUUGCAUGGUCAAUCGUGUUGAAAAAAUAACAAGAUCCGCAGAAAAAUAGGGUCGGUCAGGAACCCGAACCACAGGGUUUUUUUGGCCUGAGCUAGACUGCUGCAUCUCCCCUAAAUUCCCCCCCUCCCCCACUAGUUCCACCAAAAUCCGGCCUUGACUCACAUUUAUAGUACUUGUGUAAUUGUUUAGCUUCAAGACAGACGUACAGUCACAGUGCAUCAUCGGGACCACUUGGCUUAGUCCUCGCUCCUACCAGAGAGCUCUGCAUGCAGAUUGAAAGCCAAGCAAAAGAACUGAUGUCGGGACUUCCUAACAUGAGAACCGCAUUGAUUGUCGGCGGAAUGCCGAUGCCCAAUCAGAUCUACAGGUUACGGCAAGGUGUACAGGUCGUCUUCGCCACGCCCGGCAGAUUGGCAGAAAUUUUAACCAAGGCUGAUUUGGAUUUCUCCGAGAUUCAAAUGUUGAUUAUUGACGAAGUUGACGUUCUCAUGCAGAUGGGGUUUGAAAACCAGGUUGGGUUAUCGAGUUAUCAUAAUUCUAAAACUCUUCAAAAAACUUGUUUGACUUAACGGAACUAUUCCCUAAUGAACUUAAUUUUGAUCUAGACAAGUCUAUAGACAAACAUUUCAUCACAGCUUGAAAGAGCAUCACAAAAUUAGUAAUAUUCCUUAGUUUCGUUGCGAUAUACGGAUAAUAUAGCCCUGCGAAAUUUGCCGUUUUUCAGUCAUUUUGUAUUUCGCACGGGAAAUUUAUACCUUUUUUCAGAAAGCGGUAUCAAUUUCCCGUGAAUAAUACAAAAUGACUGAAAAACGGCAAACUUCGCAGGACUAUAUUAUCCGCAUUUUACAACAUUUUGCAACGAAACUUCGAAAUAUUACUAAUUUUGUGAUCCUCUUCCAAGCUGUGGUGAAAUGUUUGUCUAGACUUGUCUAGAUCAAAAUUUUGUUCAUUAGUGAAUAGGUCCACCAGAGACCGCUUGACAUAGUUGACAUUCUCAGCUGUACUAUAUGUGAGAAACAUGGCUUUUAUAUCAUAGAUGGAUUCUCACCCCACCUAGAGAAAUAAAUGCAUCCCCCCAGAAAUUUAAAUGCUAAGGUUUUUGAACAGAUUUUUCGUGUUUCCCAUAGAUAUUCCCAACUUAACUACUGCAUAAUGGGCGAUUCCGGCUGUAGACUAAAUUUUGAUCAAGGCAAGAAGAACGGAAAUCCAACACCACAGCUAGAAAGAGCGUCUUAGGAUGAGUAAAACUGCAAAGAUUGGGUGCCAAAUGUUGUAAAAUGAAGAAAAUCUAGCCCUGUGAAGUUUGCAAAUUUUUGUAUAUGGGCUAGUAUUCCAAAGGUCGUAGGUUCGAUUCCCACCGUGGCCGGGCAUAUUUUUCAAGCUCGCCCGGUGUGGAUAUACACUCAGAGUAACAUCAUUUUUCCCGCGCGUAAUGCAAAUAUAUAAAAAAAAAACUUGCAAACUUCACAGGGCUACAUUUUCUUCAUUUUACAACAAUUCGCAACCAAACUUUGCAAUUUUACUCAUUUUAAGAUGCUCUUUCCAGCUGGCUAUGGUAAUGGAUUUCGUUCUUAUUUUAACCCUUUAUAGGUUCAAUCAAUCCUGAAAAACGUUUCCACCACAAGACAAACACUUUUGUUCUCCGCAACCAUUCCACCGUCUGUAGAAAGAAUUUCUUCAACUCUCUUGACCGUGAAUCCUGUCUGGAUCUCAGUAGGGGCAGCCAGCGCCCCGAAUAUGGACGUGAAACAAGUGAUUCUGGGUCGAAGACAAGUCGAAAAAGAAAAGACUUUUCGCUUUGCUUAAAGAUUCAAAAUACUUCACUCCGCCAAUUUUGGUGUUUGUCGACUCGCGGCUUGGCGCCGAUAUGUUAUCGGAAGCAAUAGAAGAG